GAGGGGGGCUGCCAGGCGGUGGCCGACCGACCGGCCGGCUGGAGGGAGGGCGGGCGGGAGGGAGGGAUGCCGGGGCCGGGCGCCGGGCACAAAUGAAGGCUCAGCACCGCCGGGGCGCCCUCCCGCAUCCCUCCCGCAGCAGCAGCAGCAGCGCCGCCUGCAUCGCCUCCCCCACCUGCUGCAAAGCCAGGAUCUGUAGGAUCCAAGGGUAAACUUCUCUUCCUUCCUGAGGAGGCCCCUGGGUGCCCCUCCCCACCCCUCUUGGCAUGAUGAUGUGCGAAGUGAUGCCAACCAUCAAUGAGGACAACCGCCGUGGCUCGGCCUAUGGGGCCGACGACGCCAACUUCGAGCAGCUUAUGGUCAACAUGCUGAAUGAACGUGAACGGCUGCUGGAGACACUGCGGGACACGCAGGAAAGCUUGGCCACCUCCCAGCUCCGCCUGCGUGAACUCGGGCAUGAGAAAGAGUCCCUGCAGCGCCAGCUCAACAUUGCUCUGCCACAGGAAUUUGCUGCACUUACUAAGGAGCUAAACUUAUGCCGGGAACAACUGUCAGAGCGUGAAGAAGAGAUCUCAGAGCUGAAGGCAGAACGAAACAACACACGGCUGCUGCUAGAACACCUAGAAUGCCUUGUCUCAAGACACGAACGCUCCCUCCGCAUGACGGUGGUGAAACGUCAAGCCCAGUCACCGGCUGGGGUCUCCAGCGAAGUGGAGGUGCUGAAGGCCCUCAAGUCUCUCUUUGAACAUCACAAGGCCCUGGAUGAGAAGGUUCGAGAACGGCUGCGUGUAGCAUUAGAGCGAGUCGCAGUACUGGAGGAAGAACUGGAGAUGUCCAAUCAGGAGUCUCUCUCCCUUCGCGAGCAGCUUGCCCGACGCCGAUCUGGUUUAGAUGAUCCCAGCAAAGAUGGAGACGGUCAGAUUUGUGCCAAUGGAUCUGGCUCGCUUGACUUGGGACGCGGUGGCCGGGAAUCUGAACUAGAGGAGGUCUUGGAGCGCCAGCGCGGAGAGCUGUCCCAGCUGAAGGAGAGGCUCACCAUGCUCUGCCGGCAGAUGGCAGAACUGGAAGAAGAGCUGGCCACAGCCCAGAGGGACGUCAUCAAGUCUGAGGAGAUAAACGCCAAGUUGCAAAGAGACCUCAAGGAGGCAUUGGCCCAGCGGGAGGACAUGGAAGAACGGAUCACCACCUUAGAGAAACGCUACCUGAGUGCUCAGAGGGAGGCAACCUCUCUACAUGACGUCAAUGACAAGCUGGAGAAUGAACUGGCCAGUAAGGAAUCACUGUACAGACAAAGUGAGGAAAAGAACAGGCAGCUACAAGAUUGGUUGGAAGAUGCCAAGCAGAAGCUCCAGCAGACCCUUCAGAAAGCUGAGACCUUGCCUGAGAUAGAGGCUCAGUUAGCCCAGCGGGUGGCUGCCCUCAACAAGGCAGAGGAACGCCAUGGGAAUUUUGAGGAGCGCUUACGUCAACUUGAGGCUCAGCUGGAAGAGAAGAACCAAGAGCUGCAGCGGGCCCGCCAAAGGGAAAAAAUGAAUGAUGAGCACAACAAGAGGCUCUCAGAAACGGUAGAUAAGCUGCUUUCUGAAUCCAAUGAGCGUCUUCAGUUGCACCUCAAGGAACGGAUGGGAGCCUUGGAGGAGAAGAACACCCUGAGUGAGGAAAUUGCCAACAUGAAGAAGGUUCAGGAUGAACUCUUGGCAAAUAAGGAGCAGCUGCUGGCUGAGAUUGAGAGGAUGCAAAUGGAGAUUGACCAGUUGCGUGGACGUCCAGUCUCUACCUAUUCCCGGUCUCUGCCGGGCAGCGCGUGGGAGCUGCGUUACUCCCAGGCACCCACGCUGCCCGUGGGGGCCCACGUGGACCAUUACAGCAGUGCUGGAGUGGCAAGACGUUCAAAGAAGGGCCGCUGGACUGUCAAGGAUGAAGCUACCAAGGAGUGGGAGAGAGCUCAGCAGGCAGCAGCCGGAGCGAGUUUUGAGAGUGGGCUAGACGGCUCCGACGAAGAUGAACGCGACCCCUUGUUCAGCUCAGCCGACCUGCUUUCCCCCAGCGGGCAGGCUGACGUGCAAACCUUGGCCAUCAUGCUACAGGAACAGUUGGAAGCCAUCAAUAAAGAAAUCAAGUUGAUCCAGGAGGAAAAAGAAUCCACAGAACAACGGGCAGAGGAAAUCGAGAGCCGAGUGACUAGUGCCAGCUUGGACGGUUCCCUCGGCCGCUACCGCUCAGGCGCUUCCAUCCCUCCCUCCGUCACCAGCUCCACCCUGGCCAGCCCUUCUCCCCCCAGCAGUGGCCACUCCACCCCCCGCUUGGCGCCCCAUAGCCCUGCUCGCGAUGGGGAAAAAAUGAACCACAUUGCCAAGGAUGAAGGGAGAGGGUCUGACGAAAAGGCCCUGGCACUCUGUGAGCCCCCGGCUCCCUCCACCCCCCGCACAAUGCGCCUUGAACGCAUGACCCAGGCCUUAGCCCUGCAGGCUGGAAGCCUGGAAGACGGGAGAGAGCUCAGGACCAGUAUGGGAGCAGAGGGCACUAACAGCAGCCAGGAUUCCUUACACAAAUCCACCAAGAAGAAGAGCAUCAAGUCCUCCAUUGGACGCCUCUUUGGGAAGAAAGAGAAAGGGAGAAUGGGACAGUUGGGCCGUGAGUCCCCCUCACUUGCUGGUACACCAUCGGACGAGAUGUCACCUGCAGAUCCUCUGGGCCUUUCUAAGCUGUCUGGACCUGUGGACAAAGACCGUAGGAAUAAAAAGAAGCAUGAGCUUCUAGAAGAAGCUUGCAGACAAGGCUUGCCUUUCGCUGCCUGGGAUGGGCCCACUGUUGUCUCGUGGCUGGAGCUGUGGGUGGGUAUGCCAGCCUGGUAUGUAGCUGCCUGCCGUGCCAACGUCAAGAGUGGUGCCAUUAUGGCCAACCUGUCGGAUACGGAAAUCCAGCGGGAAAUUGGCAUCAGUAACCCCUUGCACCGACUCAAACUGCGCCUCGCCAUCCAGGAGAUGGUGUCACUUACUAGUCCCUCAGCCCCUGCCACAUCCCGUACGUCUACUGGCAAUGUAUGGAUGACGCACGAAGAGAUGGAAUCUCUCACAGCCACAACAAAGCCAGAGACAAAAGAAAUCAGCUGGGAGCAGAUCCUGGCAUAUGGUGACAUGAAUCAUGAGUGGGUAGGGAAUGAUUGGUUGCCCAGCUUGGGCUUGCCUCAAUACCGCAGCUAUUUCAUGGAGUCGCUAGUAGAUGCCCGGAUGCUGGACCACCUAAACAAGAAGGAACUGCGGGGGCAGCUCAAGAUGGUCGACAGUUUCCAUAGGGUGAGCCUCCAUUAUGGGAUCAUGUGCCUGAAACGUCUUAACUAUGACCGAAAGGAACUGGAGAGAAGACGGGAAGAAAGUCAGAACCAAAUUAAAGAUGUGAUGGUUUGGUCCAAUGAGCGUGUAAUGUGCUGGGUUCAAAUGAUUGGGCUGAAAGAGUUUGCCAACAACCUGAUUGAGAGCGGUGUGCAUGGGGCCCUCCUUGCCCUGGAUGACACCUUCGAUUGCAAUGAUUUGGCCCUGCUGCUACAGAUCCCAACGCAGAACACACAGGCUCGCCAAAUGUUGGAAAAGGAAUUUGGGAACCUCAUUACCAUGGGAACAGACAGGCGACUAGAUGAGGACAGUGCCAAGACCUUUAGCCGUUCCCCAUCUUGGCGGAAGAUGUUCCGGGAAAAGGACCUCCGCGGGGUCAGCCCUGACUCAGCUGAGAUGCUGCCAGCCAAUUUCCGCACAGCCUCCGUGGCCUCCAUUACCUCACCCGGGGUGCAGCUUCGAAAGAUGCAGCCAGAGGGGAACUCAUUAGGUAGCCAACGGGCAGACAGUAUGUCAGUGCGAACGUACUCCUGUUAAUGCCAAGACAAUAGAGGCGCUGUCCUGAGUAAGCCGGGCCACCCUGCCUUGGACAGGAGGGCUCCCCACAGCUGCUGCUGCUGCUGCCUCUCUUUCCUCAUCAUGUGCUCCAAUCUGGGCUGUGGAGAGGAGCUGCCGCUGCCGCUGCCAUCACUGCUGCUGCUGCUGCGGAGAAGGAAUAAGGAGUCCAUGGGGAUGCUAAAGAGAGAGAGAGAGAAAGAGAGAGAGAAGAAAGAGCUCCUCCCAACCCUCCUCCUCCUCCUCCUAGCGGUGGUGGCUUGGGGUCACUGGGGAACUCAAGAGACUCAAGCUAAGGAGGAAGGCGCCCUUGCCAAGACUCCUGGGGAAGUGGGGCCUUCAAUUCUGGUGUCUAUGUAUCAUUGUUCCAGGCAGGGGCAUAAGAAUGUGAAUGAAGCUAUACACCCACCCCCAUACCUUACCCUUCACCCCAUCCCACCGCAGCCUGUUCUUUCCACCUCUUCUCUCUAUCCUUCAUGGGCCUGAGGGUUGGGUGAGAGGUGGGCAUCCUUCCUCCCCGUCCUGUUGCCACGGACUAAAUGGCUCAUCUGUCUUGACAACCUGUUUCCUUUCUUGCCCUCCCAUGAGUGCCAAGUCUUCUGUUGGCUCUUCUUCUCCAUCUUCUCUCUUUCUUUUUUUUUGCAUUGCUGCUACAAAGGUGUACUCUGUUUCACCUUUCAAUUUCCAGAAGAGGAUUAAGGUCUUAAAGCCCACUUUUCUCUGCCUCCGUCUCUCUUUCCCUUUCUUUCUCUCUCUCUCUCUUCCUGCCCCCUUCCAGUGCCUCUUCUUCUCAAAAAAAUACAUGGGGGAGGGAGGGGAAGCACUUGGAGAGGGACAGGUUUUCCUCUUUCUCCUCCGAAAUUCCCAACCCACAAUAGGGAACGAGAAGAGAAAUGCUGAAUAAAGAGCCAUGCCCAGCCCUGGCAGUGACUUUCCCCUUGGAGCUGAACUCCAGAGACUUGGGAAGUACUGUCUACGCAGCUGCUGCCUUUACUCAGAAGCAGCUGCAUUUUGGCACAAAUAAGGGAUCCUUUUUGUAAAAAAGCCCGCCUCCGUCAUCUUCUCUCCACCCGCCAUCCAUUUCAGGCUCCCUUUUUUUCUCCAAGGAGAAGAUCUUGGGAUGAUGACAUGAGAAGGUGGCCGGAGAGAGGGGAGGACCCAGGGGGAGAAUCUCCCAACCUCGGCGUCCUGAUGGUGAAGCUACUCCAGCGAACAAAGACAAAUCCUGUUCCAUGAUAGGACAAACACGUAUCCUGGUGGAGUGUGAAAUCUCUAAUUUAUUUAUUUUUUUCUCUCCCACUAAGCAGGGAGCAGGGGAUGGGGAUUUCAGGUCUGAGACGCUCAAACUGGAAGGGGAAGAUCUCGACCUGGAGCGGGCAAUAGACUUUUACAAUAUGGCACACACAGACCCCUCCUCUCCCUCCAAGACUACUGUAAUAUAAGAGUUGUAUUUUCUGUGUAUAUCUGUGCUGUGGAAUCUCGUGUAAAUUGAAUUUCUUUUUCGACCGCUGUUACAAGUUCUCUGUUAAUUUAAUAAUGUGUCCUGUUUCUCCCCCCCACCCCCCUCUCCCCUGCACGCCCAUAAUUUUCAUUUGAUGUUUAUACUUUCUGCCUUCUUUUUAAUUUUAUUUUAAUGUAUUUUUCUUCCUGGGGAGGGUGUGCGGGGGUGAGGGGCAAACCAAAGGGGGUUGUUUUGCAUGAAAGUGGGGAGGGAGGGAGGAAAAAAAAUUCAAUCUUGAUGAAAAAAAAUACUUUCUAUCAGGGAGAUUGUGAGGGGCAAGCAGGAAGCUGAGGCCGUCGGAAGGGGAAGCUCCUGGUUGUCUCAGCUUCCGUUUGCCUCAAGGUGAGGGAAAGGGGAUGGGUAAAAGCUGAGUGAGUGAUAGGAAAUGUUGGGGGAUAAAAAAGAAAAGAAAAAAAGAAAAAAGUUUGAAAACA
This is a messenger RNA of Anolis carolinensis (green anole), 5822 nucleotides long. RefSeq names its product PTPRF interacting protein alpha 3 (gene ppfia3). Gene Ontology annotation, biological process: synapse organization. Gene Ontology annotation, cellular component: presynaptic active zone. The coding region runs from base 267 to 3869 and encodes 1200 amino acids. The record is from RefSeq and is a predicted model, not a curated record. The transcript is spliced from 30 exons. Lineage: Eukaryota; Metazoa; Chordata; Lepidosauria; Squamata; Anolidae. Gene Ontology annotation, molecular function: protein binding.